AUGGAGCCUCAAAGGAGAGUGUACAUAUCUCUCCCUAAAAAACACAGGACCGCUUUGGCCAAAAAGUACAAACUGGAUCACGGGCUUGUCAUUAAGGAUCUCAGCACUAACAUAAAUGAAGGAUACCUACAAGCUUACUUCCGACAGUGGGGCAGCAUUACAGCAUGCACGAUCAAGAAAACUCCACAGAACUCUGACUCAAAGAGUGCCAGUGCGUUGGGAUACGUGAGUUUUUCCUCUGAGGAGGAGGCAGAUACGGCAGACUGGGCGGGUCCUCACUAUAUAGGAGGCAUGGAAGUGGAGGCCAAGAGAGUUGUCAGUCUGAAGAUGGAUGACCCAGAAGGUUGA
Messenger RNA from Oncorhynchus mykiss (rainbow trout), 348 nucleotides. The record is from RefSeq and is a predicted model, not a curated record. NCBI's taxonomy places the organism in Eukaryota, Metazoa, Chordata, Actinopteri, Salmoniformes, Salmonidae.